UGCUAAGGACGGUGACGGAAGUUCCUGUUUCGAAUGCAAGGGUCGUGAAAAUGGCGCUGUUGUUAAGGUCGUUGGUCCGGCGGAGCGCAGCUGUUUCGCUCAGGUCUCAGUCUUCGGUCCUGUACAGACAUGCUGUUCCCAUGGGAACGAAUGCCAAAGAGGAAAUGCAGAAUAUGGAUAAAAACAGUCGCUUAGCAAGGCCACUGUCUCCCCACAUCACCAUCUACAGCUGGUCUGUUCCAAUGAUGAUGUCAAUAACACACAGAGGGACUGGGGUCGGUCUGAGCGCAGGUGUCGCUGUGUUUGCUGUCUCGGCGCUGGUUCUGCCAGGUGACUUUGCCUCCUAUCUCAGUCUGAUCCAGUCCCUGUCUCUUGGUCCGGCUCUUAUCUGCACUGCCAAGUUUGGGCUGGCGUUCCCUGUGGCGUUCCACUCCUUCAACGGGAUCCGCCAUCUGAUGUGGGACAUGGGAAAAGGCUUUCGUAUGCCUGAGGUGUACAGAUCUGGCUACGCUGUCCUCGUCCUGUCGGUCCUGUCAGCGAUCGCACUGGCAGUGCUGUAGAGCGUGAAGCACACAGACACCUCUCAUCCAUCCACACUGUCUCCUUCGAGCUGUUUGUUUUUGAGCACUAUGUCUCUGUUAGUUAUUUUGAGCCAACUCUCUCAAUGGUUUUAAUAGUAACAAUAUCACUUUUUUUCUCUCUCUCCUGUGACUUGGAUAAGGUGUGUGUGUACGUAUAUAGGGAGGUUAGCGCUGCUGCCUCACAGCGCCAGCGUCCUGGGUUCGAUUCCUAGCGGUCGGUCUGUGUGGAGUUUGCAUGU
This is a messenger RNA of Polyodon spathula (Mississippi paddlefish), 820 nucleotides long. It is a transcript of the gene sdhc, whose product is annotated as succinate dehydrogenase complex, subunit C, integral membrane protein. Gene Ontology annotation, biological process: mitochondrial electron transport, succinate to ubiquinone; tricarboxylic acid cycle. Gene Ontology annotation, molecular function: succinate dehydrogenase activity; electron transfer activity. The record is from RefSeq and is a predicted model, not a curated record. The transcript is spliced from 6 exons. Gene Ontology annotation, cellular component: membrane. The coding region runs from base 51 to 560 and encodes 169 amino acids. NCBI's taxonomy places the organism in Eukaryota, Metazoa, Chordata, Actinopteri, Acipenseriformes, Polyodontidae.